AUGUGCGAUCUGCUUUGGAGUGAUCCUGAUGACAGAUGCGGUUGGGGAAUCAGUCCCAGAGGUGCUGGUUACACUUUCGGCCAGGACAUCAGUGAGGCCUUCAACCACAACAAUGGUUUGACGCUGGUCGCCCGAGCCCAUCAGUUGGUCAUGGAGGGCUACAACUGGAGUCAGGACAGAAACGUCGUCACGAUAUUCUCGGCUCCCAAUUACUGUUACCGCUGCGGCAACCAAGCCGCGAUCAUGGAGAUUGACGAACAUCUGAAAUACACCUUGUGA
Aureobasidium musti is the source of this 279-nucleotide messenger RNA. NCBI's taxonomy places the organism in Eukaryota, Fungi, Ascomycota, Dothideomycetes, Dothideales, Saccotheciaceae. The record is from the annotation of a GenBank genome assembly.